UUCGGGCCAUUGAAAAUUUGAACGGCCGGCUUAGGAUGAAAUACAAGCGAUAUCCACCGAGUAUUUUUACCAGACAGUGAGGGGUCUUUCUCCACGAAGUCAACUCUACAGCAGCAUCUUUCACAUGGAAAAAGAAGAACCAUGACCAUUCCGGUGAAGCGUACGCUGACCAUGGUUGGGCUGAUUGCCCUCAUGGAGCCCAUCUCUGCCACCAUGCUCUUCCCUUUCGUAUACUUUAUGGUCAAGGACUUCGACCCGAGCGACGUCGAGCACAUCGGUUUUCGCGCGGGGCUGAUUACAUCCGCAUUUUUUAUCCCAGAAAUUAUCACCACUAUUCCCUACGGGAUCAUAUCAGACCGAUAUGGUCGCAAGCCGGUACUUUUAGCAGGCCUACUAGGAAGUGCCAUUUUUCUGUGCCUCUUUGGACUCUCUCGCUCUCUUACAUGGGCGAUUGCCAGCCGUGCCAUGUGUGGCUUCUUCAACGGGAAUAAUCCAAUCACCCGAACCGUGGCGGGAGAGGUAGCUGAGCGCGCCCAUCUCGAUGAGGGGAAAGUGUUCGCCAUAUUCGGUCUCACAGCAGCCCUCGGCUAUGUGAUAGGUCCGAUGAUCGGAGGUGCUCUUGCGCAACCAGCAGAGCUAUACGGACUCCAAGGGCCCUGGAAUAUUUUCGGUACAUACCCUUACCUCUUGCCGUGCCUUGUUGGAACCCUGAUAACUCUUACUGUUACUAUAAUGAGUCUGUUUCUUCUCGAAGAAACCAAUGACCAUGUUCUUUGCAAGAACCUGGAGGGUGGAAUGGCGGUUGAAACCCAACCGUUGCUCUCCUCAUCUGCCGAGCAUGACGGAAAGAGUUCUGAAUUAUUGAGUCGCCCCAUGGUCGCCCUGAUGGUCAGUAUCUUAUUCAUGUGUCUACAUGCCAUUGCCUUCGACGAAGGUCUUCCUGUGUUUCUGGCUUCGCCAUACACUACAUCGCCGCCCGUCGGUCUUGGAUUCACUUCCGCUCAGAUUGCAAAAACAUUGUCAUGUAUGAGCCCGGUACUUCUCCUAGCCCAGUUCGUUGGGUAUCCGAUCUUGAGCCGCUACCUCUCGCCGCUGGGUCUUUGGCGGUGGUCAACGGUCACUUUCAUCUUGGUUUAUCCUCUGUUUCCCUUUUUGCCCAGACUUACAGCUCCGUCAGUGGACCGCCCGGUGCUCUGGGCGGCCUUGCUGCUCAUCCUGGCGGGCCGUUUUGUGGCCAUAGUCGUUGCGUACACUAGCAUGGCUGUCAUGCUGAACCAAAUGUCUCCCUCGGGAAAAAAGGGCACAACAAUGGGCAUGGCUCAAACUGGGAUGUCGUUUGGUCGUGCAGUUGGCCCAGCUCUCGGUGGCAUGAUCUGGUCCUGGAGUUUAGCCAGCGGCCUUCCAUUCCCUUUCGAUUCUCAUGCCUUGUUCUAUUUCUUGGCCGUACUAGGAUGCUUACAGGGAAUCGCAUCUUUAUGGAUCACCAAUGUAGCAUCUGUUGGUGCGUCAAGUUCAGACUAACAAGGGUGAUUUUGAAGAUAAAUUGUCAUACAGCUUCUGGAACAUGGUAAAAUUAUAUGUUCAGGGCCUAUACUUAGAGUGGG
This is a messenger RNA of Aspergillus ibericus CBS 121593, 1604 nucleotides long. Its product is annotated as MFS transporter. The transcript has 6 exons. NCBI's taxonomy places the organism in Eukaryota, Fungi, Ascomycota, Eurotiomycetes, Eurotiales, Aspergillaceae. The record is from RefSeq and is a predicted model, not a curated record. The coding region runs from base 142 to 1521 and encodes 459 amino acids. Gene Ontology annotation, biological process: transmembrane transport. Gene Ontology annotation, molecular function: transmembrane transporter activity.